Messenger RNA from Blastocystis hominis, 721 nucleotides. RefSeq lists its product as hypothetical. Bases 102 to 665 code for a protein of 187 amino acids. The record is from RefSeq and is a predicted model, not a curated record. Gene Ontology annotation, cellular component: small-subunit processome; cytosolic small ribosomal subunit; 90S preribosome. Lineage: Eukaryota; Bigyra; Opalinata; Blastocystidae. Gene Ontology annotation, biological process: rRNA processing; translation; ribosomal small subunit biogenesis. Gene Ontology annotation, molecular function: structural constituent of ribosome. The transcript has a single exon.
CUUGUUACAAGACUAAUUUGAUGUACGUAGUUGGUGCCACCUUGUGCUUAUUGCUUGUGCCCCUUUGAAGUUCGAAUAGUCGCUAAUUCGUUGUGUAGACCAUGGAGAUGAUUGUGAAGCCCGAAGGAACCAAGGCCGACGAUUUCGAGAUCGCCGUUGCCAACGAGAUUGCUGAGAUUGCCAAGAAGACCAAGGAUCUUGCCCAGCCCCUGAAGUCUUUCAAGAUGGCUGCUGCGAAGGAGGUGUCCGUCGCUGGAGACAAGAAGGCCAUCGUGGUGUUCGUGCCCUACAAGCUGUUCAAGAACUUCCGUCUGAUUCAGUCUCGCCUGACCGCUGAGCUGGAGAAGAAGUUCGAGGGACGCCCUGUGGUGUUCGUGGCUCAGAGAACCGUUCUGACCAAGGACUACAAGCGCUCUCACAAGUUCGGAGGUGUCCGCCCUCACAACCACACCGUGUCGGCUGUGCAGGACGCCAUCAUCGAUGAUCUGGUGUAUCCUUGCGAAUGCGUCGGAAAGCACACCAGCAUCAACGGACGCUCUGGAAAGGUGAUUAGAGUGUUCUUGGGACCCCAGGGACAGCAGGAGGUGGAGAACAAGCUCGAUGCUCUGUCCACCAUCUACAAGAAGCUGACCAACAAGAACAUUACCUUUGAGUUCAAGAACUAAGAAAGUCGAUACUUGAGGGUGGGUUAUACUGAAUCUGUGUUUGAGCGAAACAUGAA